Molecule: messenger RNA, 2821 nt
Organism: Physcomitrium patens
Lineage: Eukaryota; Viridiplantae; Streptophyta; Bryopsida; Funariales; Funariaceae
Product: peroxidase 3
Biological process (GO): response to oxidative stress; hydrogen peroxide catabolic process
Molecular function (GO): peroxidase activity; heme binding
Source: RefSeq, a predicted model, not a curated record
GCGCGUCUUCGCAGCGAUGGCGAUGCUCAUGGUACUCCCGUCCUCAUCGUCCGGCUGGGUCCAGCUCUGCCAACCCCCGUAGAGUCAUCUGCAAUUCCAUUGCUUCGUGGCGUUUGACCUGGCACAUGACUACACAUGGUUCUAACCCCCAGCUAGCUAGUUCAGUUGCUGCUACUGCAUCAAGCUGGAGGCGAUGAUCUGUCUUUUGCAGAGGCGGUGCUACAUUGUUCUCUUUUUCCAUGAGUUUCCCAGAUUCGCCGCGUAUCUCUAGCUGAACAUCUGGCACCAGUGACCAUCUGGUUCCCUGGAUAAAUCACCGCCAGGCAGCCACUCUCUGUCUACAAGUCACUUCUCUGCAUGAAACAUGCAACAGGUUGAGACAUGACCUAGACUAGGCGUAGGUUGAGAGUGAAGCUGCCGCAGGUUGUUUCAGUUUUCCGCUGGCUGAACAAGAAUAUUGGACCGGAAAUGAUAACCUGGAGUCGAACAAGAAUAUUGGCUCCAACUGCAUUCGGAAGUAGAGUGAGGAAGGUGUGAUUACAUUGUGUCGGUUUCACCCCGCGAUGGACUUCACGAGGGUGCAAUAAGGCCUGCAGCCGUGGUGGUUGAUCUUACAUGGUUGCAGCUUUGUGUCCAUAGCACUUUGCACGUUGAGAAGUAGAAUUACGUAAGGUGCAGAAGCGCGGGACCAGCUAUUGGAUGGCUUCGGGACAACAUUGCUGGAUUUGGCAGAGUCAGUAUUCUUUUUAAAUAUCGGGUGGCGUUCCUUUGUAAUCUAAAUCGAUCGAAAGUGCUUGGGAACUGUCGGAGUUAUGAGAUCGGGGUUCUCGGUGAUCGAGGUCUACAGCCCUGACAGCAGAUCUGUUCAACAAAAAAAGCCUGCCUAUCGUCAAUCAUUUUGGCACAAAGACUUGAACUGAGAAGUUUGAGGCGGCGGAGAGGGAAACUCCAUCCCUUCCUGUAAGGUCUGAAGAGAUAUUAUCACUCAACGACCAAGAAGCUGGAGCCGUGAGAGUAAUAAUUUUGUGAGAAGUGUUGAAGCAAGAGGCCUGUCUUGAAAUGGCACAUUUCCAGAUUCAGGAAAGAUUUAUUUGGGGAGCUGUGUUAUGCUGUUGUUUCGUGUUAUGCUUGUUUUCCGCGAGGACUGAAGCUCAAAUAGGCGUUGCAACGCCAAGAAUUGUACCAAAGCUGAACACGCUAUUUUACAGCCAUAGCUGCCCAGGACUGCAGCAGGUGGUAACGUCCACCAUGGCCAGGAACUUGCAACAAGAUAUCUCUUCUGGGGCUCCUCUACUCCGCAUGUUCUUCCACGAUUGCGCUGUCAAUGGAUGUGACGGGUCAGUGUUGAUUGCUUCAACUCCUAACAACACAGCUGAGCGUGAUGCUGUCCCCAACUUGACGGUGCGAGGAUACGACAUUGUCGAUGACAUUAAGAGCCAAGUCGAGGCCAUGUGCCCUGGCAUUGUGUCCUGUGCCGAUAUCAUCGCACUUGCAAGCCGCGACGCCGUUGUGCAGGCAGGAGGCCCGACGUGGUCUGUGGAGCUCGGGCGAAGAGACGGUCGCGUCUCCAGAGCUGAUCAAGCAGGAAGCAUGCUGCCUUCCUCCCAAUCGACUGCCGAGUCUCUGAUCGUACAGUUCGCUGCGAUGGGCUUGACUCCCCGUGACAUGGCCACAUUGUCGGGGGCACACACUUUUGGAAGGGUUCAUUGUGCGCAAGUCGCAAGGCGAUUCUUCGGCUUUAACAGCACAACUGGGUAUGAUCCUCUCCUCUCGGAAACUUACGCUAUCAAGCUCCGCAGCAUGUGUCCACAACCCGUGGACAACACAGCACGCAUCCCCACGGAGCCCAUCACCCCAGACCAGUUCGACGAGAACUACUACACUUCGGUGCUGGAAAGCAGAGGCAUUCUGACUUCGGAUUCGUCAUUGCUCAUCAACGUGAAAACAGGACGGUACGUAACGGAAUACGCAAACAACAGAUCUGUAUUCUUUGAGCGCUUCACCGCAGCCAUGCUCAAAAUGGGCCGCGUGGGAGUGAAGCUGGGGUCGGAAGGUGAAAUUCGAAGAGUGUGCUCUGUUGUGAACUGAAUCACGAUCGCGAGCUUCUCAUAGCCACACAUAAAAGUUGCAACAUCUAGUUUGCAAGACUAGUUUGUAAAUUGUAGACCUCCAGGCACAUUCUUCUUCACAGCAUUGUCCACCCGUCGAGAGAAAACUUACUCAGAGGACUCCUUAUGCACCUGCUGUGCUUAAUACGAAUGUGUUCACAUCUACAUCGUGAAUAUCGAUAUUGCACCUCCGUAUUGCACACGAAAGAAUUUGCUCGCCAUUCAGUGCGGCCAGCUCUCGACAGGCCGUGAUAACCCCAUUUUCUGCAAUGAUAGCUCUUCCGAUCCCUCUCUCACGGAUUUCCGAACCGACGCGUUAAACUUCCGAGGCAGGUUCCGGAGCUGGUCAUGUGUUAGGUUCGGAACGAACCACGAUGGGGCGGAAACUGCCCGGUGGGUGGGUGACUCAUAAAGUUUCUGAAUCAUGUCCGCAACUUGUCCCAGGCACAAUGGAUGAAUAAACGACAUCGUUUUUAUCAUCCGUGUCAUGACGGAUGAUAAAUGAUCCCACGCGAUUUGCGUCCAAUUGAGUAGGUUUUUACGAGAUAUUAUUAAAAACCACUUUCGAGCUUUUCAAAAGUAGACUGUACCGUAAUAGAAACAAAGCCAUAAAUUAGAUUUUAUAUUAUUUACAGUACGUAACGUAAUUCCUCCAAAAAGAAGUUCCAGAGUUUGGACUACUUUCCUUCUAUAAAUAUCUUCCUGUUUCAUAA